AUGGCCGGCGGUGUCCCAAUGCAAACUGGCCAGUUGGCCGGCGGCUACCUGAGUGGUAGAGCGUUGAUUUUCCCGCUGUCUUUGGUCAUAUCGUUGUUUUUCCUUUGGGGAUUCUCGUACGGUCUACUAGAUGUUUUGAACAAGCACUUCCAGACAGUCUUAGGUGUAUCUCGACUAGAGUCAACCGGUCUUCAGGUCGUCUACUUUGGUGGCGGAUACUUGCUGUUCAGUCCCAUUGCCGCCGAGGCCUUGAAGCGACGGGGUUAUAAGUUCACCAUUCUGAUGGGCCUUUGCCUAUACUCUAUCGGUGCGAUCAUGUUCUGGCCAACCGCUCAUUUCUCGACCCCUGAGAACAAACGGGCUUCAUUCGGUGGAUUUUGCGCAUGCACUCUGGUCAUCGCUUGUGGUCUUGCGACUCUUGAGACAGCAGCGAAUUCGUACGCUGUCGUCAUCGGAAACCCAGCGACUGCAUCAGCUCGUCUGCAGUUCUGUCAGAGUUGGAACGGUGUUGCCUCUUUCAUCGGUCCAUUGAUCGCUGCCAAGUUUUUCUUCGAAGGGGAGCAUGCCAACAGUUUGACCAGCGUUCAGUUUGUCUACCUUGCUGUAUCUUGCGCUGGAGCCGCUGUGGCCGUGCUAUUCUUCUUUGCCAAACUACCUGAGGUGUCCGAGGAGAUGCAUAGUGGACAAAGCACUGCUGAUAACCCAGCUCUAGACCAAUUCGGUAACGAGGUUGGAGCCGGCCCUCUGUACAAGCAGUAUAACAUGAUUUUCGCGUUUGUUGCGCAGUUCUCCUACGUAGGGGCACAGGUCAGCAUUGCUUCAUUCUUUAUCAACUACGCAACUGAAAACGGUGGUUUCACAUCUAGCCAAGGAUCCAACAUGCUUUCUUACGCUUUGAUUUGCUUUACUGUUGGACGAUUCUUUGCAACUGGACUAGCAACCGUUUUACAACCAGAUUUUAUCAUGAUGAUCUACGCCGUCAUCGCUAUUGGCUUUAAUGCUUACAUCUGCGUCGGAACCGGUACCCCAGCCGUAGCGAUUCUUAUUGCCAUUUUCUUUUUCGAGGCCCCCAUGUAUCCUACAUUAUUUGCCAUGGGUACAGCAAACCUCGGAAAACAUACUCGCCGCGGUGCAGGUAUCUUGGUCAUGGGUGUAUCCGGCGGAGCUGUACUCACCCCAAUUCAAGGUGCCAUUGCGGAUGCCGCCGGAACUCGUAUCUCGUACGUUGUACCUCUGGUUGGCUUCGUCUACGUACUUGGAUAUGUUGUUACACACUGGCUGCGCCAUGGACGACACAUCAUGAGAGUAAAGGAAGUCGUUGCCACGACCGAUGCUACGCUUGGAACAUCAGAGGACGACGCCGAGAAGAAGCACAAUGAAGCUAUCAUCGUAGAGAGAGCUUGAAUGGGUGGGUAAUUUACGUGUUAUAGAUGAUAGAUGAUAGAUGACAAUCUCAAUGGAAGGUUAAAUGGAUAGAGGAAUGAACCAAU
Molecule: messenger RNA, 1490 nt
Organism: Truncatella angustata
Lineage: Eukaryota; Fungi; Ascomycota; Sordariomycetes; Amphisphaeriales; Sporocadaceae
Product: L-fucose:H+ symporter permease-like protein
Exons: 3
Coding region: 1-1404 (467 amino acids)
Biological process (GO): transmembrane transport
Molecular function (GO): transmembrane transporter activity
Source: RefSeq, a predicted model, not a curated record